Penicillium pulvis is the source of this 1638-nucleotide messenger RNA. Its product is annotated as flavin-containing monooxygenase. The transcript has a single exon. The record is from RefSeq and is a predicted model, not a curated record. Lineage: Eukaryota; Fungi; Ascomycota; Eurotiomycetes; Eurotiales; Aspergillaceae. Bases 1 to 1638 code for a protein of 545 amino acids. Gene Ontology annotation, molecular function: N,N-dimethylaniline monooxygenase activity; flavin adenine dinucleotide binding; NADP binding.
AUGGGCAGCGCCGAGAAACCCAGUUUCAGUGAAAUGAACAAAGACCUCGAUUACGAUGUCCUGAUCAUCGGGGCAGGCCUUUCUGGAAUAUACUCAUUAUACCGAAUGCACCAACUAGGUCUACGAGCGAAAGUCCUCGAGGCCGGUGGUGAUGUCGGUGGCACAUGGUACUGGAAUCGGUAUCCAGGCGCACGAUUCGACUCCGAAAGCUAUUCAUACAAUUUCUCGUUCUCACAAGAGCUUCUUGAUGAAUGGAACUGGUCUGAACACUUUGCGUCACAGCCUGAAACACUACGAUACUGCGAGUUUGUCUGCGACAAAUUUAAUCUUCGUCGGGAUAUGCAAUUCAACACUCGAGUUACAUCGGCACAUUUUCAAGACGGAGCCAAUGCGUGGCGACUUACUGAUGAAAGCGGUCGACAAUAUACAUCCCGAUUCCUGGUGACUUGCAUCGGUAUCUUGAACAACUACACUUUACCGAACAUCCCCGGCGUCUCGGAUUUCAAGGGAGAAGCGUUUCACACGGCACGCUGGCCUCGAGAACAGGUCAACUUUGAGAAUAAACGUGUCGCUAUCAUUGGUACUGGUGCGACGGGUAUACAAGCAACCCAGGAAAUUGUCAAGAGAGUCGGCCAUCUGACUAUCUUUCAGCGAACCCCAAACUGGAGUCUACCAUUGCGCAACACAAAAAUCACGCCUGACGAAAUGGAGGAAAUCCGAUCGAAUUAUCCCGAUAUCUUUGACAAGUGUUCUCAGACUUCCUCUUGCUUCAUGCACGUAUCAGAUACGAGAAGCACACAUUCACUCACCCCCAAGGACCGUGAGAAAUUCUGGAACGAUCUCUACGAGCAGCGUGGUUUCGCGAAAUGGCUCGGCAACUUCGGUGACAUCAACACCGACAAGGAAGCAAACGCACUUUUCAGUGAGUUCGUCGCAAAUAAAAUCCGGCAACGUGUUACAGACCCCGUUACGGCCGAGACGCUUAUACCCAAGUGCCACGGCUUCGGGACGAAGCGCGUUCCGCUGGAAUCGGGCUAUUUCGAGGCAUACAAUAGACCGAAUGUCAGACUGGUUGAUGUCAAGAAGGAUCCUAUUGAAUGCGUGACGGAAACUGGAAUCCGAACUCGGGAUAAGAAUUUUGAAUUCGAUAUGAUCAUCUAUGCGACGGGUUUCGAUGCCGUAACGGGAUCGUUCACAGCUAUUGAUUUCAAAGGUGUGGAUGGAAUUCAACUCUCGAAGCAGUGGGCGGAAGGUCCACGGACGCAUUUGGGUUUGUUUGUUGAGGGUUUCCCAAAUAUGAUGAUGGUCAUGGGACCGCAUCAGAUGUUUGGGAACAUUCCUCGCAGUAUCGAGUAUGCUGUUGGGUGGGUGUCUCGGUUUAUUGAAUUUUGUCGGGAUAAUGGUAUUACCUUGGCUGCGACUUCGCAUCAAAAUGUGCAUGAUUGGACUGAACAUGUGCACACUUGUGCUGAUGGGCUUCUGGCUAAUGAGGUGGACUCGUGGAUGACGGGCGUGAAUAAAAAUCUGGCUCAUAAGCAGAAGAGGAUUAUUGCACGGUACCAAGGCCCGGCUCCGGGAUAUAGGAAACUAGCGGAGGAUGUAGCUGCGAGGAAGUAUGCUGAUUUGACUCUGAUGUGA